CACGUCAAAGUCUCCAUGGGCACUAGUGCACUGUGGAGGACUGUAUCAAUAUAUCAAUUAUGUGUCGCCCUCAGGCUCUUUAUCACUUCACGUAAAAGGGUCUCGACUUAACGGUGUCGCAGUGUUUCCCAGUCAAUGUAUUCUUUCUCCCAGUGCCAGAUACUAAGACGCCUCUUUCCGGCCCACAUUUUGAGUCAUGUCAUCCUAUACUCCACAUACAAAUUUGUCACUUGAACGGUCUCGUCUCAUUGGAAUGGUGCUGGGGGGUGUAUCCUACGGGGCAUACCUGCUGCUUACAGUACAAGCCGUGACUGCUCUCAUGCAACGUCCCCGUAAUGGGGAGAAAAUUGCAAAUAAUCGUCGUGUGCUUCUUUGUUACACGCUCAUCACGUUUGUGUUGGGGACGACAGCCUUUGCUUGCAACACGAAAUAUACGGUGAUGAUUUGGAUAGACCUUCGUGAUGCACCUCAUCAGUAAACCGAUGAACAUAUUAAAAUAACAUAUUAGACUAUAUAUGAAUAACAAUCGCAACAAUCCUCC
Messenger RNA from Suillus clintonianus, 541 nucleotides. RefSeq lists its product as uncharacterized. The coding region runs from base 197 to 478 and encodes 93 amino acids. The transcript has 3 exons. The record is from RefSeq and is a predicted model, not a curated record. NCBI's taxonomy places the organism in Eukaryota, Fungi, Basidiomycota, Agaricomycetes, Boletales, Suillaceae.